AAUAAAGUGUGGCAGCACUGAAGUAAAGCAGAUGUUCUCUGCAGUUGGCAACGCAGCAAAAGUUUUGUUUACAACGAAAACGUUUAAAAUUAUUCCGGAAAAGAUUUAAAUAUAGAAUUAUAAAUAAUGUCGUUAGCGGACGAACUACUUGCAGAUUUAGAAGAGGACAAUGACAAUGACAUUGAUGAUGCCGAGAUGGCAGAUGCCGACGAUGUCGAGCAGGCAACGCUCAACCACGAACUUGCAGAAAAGUUCCUGAAGCCGGCGCCAAAUCUAAUGGAAGUGGACGUCACGGUUCAAUCUGUGCGAGAACUGUGCAAGCUGCGUGACUCUGACCGUUUGCAAAACACUCUCAAGCAAAUCGAGCAUUAUGCGAGUCGGCAGCGCAGCGCCGCCGAAAUGUUGGGCAGCGUGGAAUCAGAUCCAGAAUAUUGCCUGAUUGUGGAUGCAAAUGCGAUUGCCGUGGAUAUUGACAACGAGAUUUCUAUAGUGCACAAGUUUACCAAAGACAAAUAUCAGAAACGCUUUCCGGAGCUCGACUCACUCAUUGUGGGCGAAAUUGAGUACCUGUUGGCUGUCAAAGAGCUGGGCAACGAUUUGGAUCAGGUCAAGAGCAAUGAGAAGCUGCAGGCCAUACUCACUCAGGCAACAAUUAUGAUUGUCUCUGUGACUGCAUCCACCACGCAAGGCACCAUGUUAACGUCUGCUGAGAAGGCUAAAAUCGAUGAGGCCUGCGAAAUGGCAAUUGAGCUCAACAAUUUCAAAUCCAAGAUCUAUGAAUAUGUUGAGAGUCGUAUGACCUUCAUAGCGCCCAACCUGUCCAUGAUUGUGGGCGCUUCCACAGCUGCCAAGCUGUUGGGUAUUGCCGGCGGCCUGACCAAACUUUCAAAAAUGCCUGCGUGCAAUGUGCAGGUGCUCGGCUCUCAGAAGAAGACUUUGUCGGGCUUCUCACAGACCCAAAUGUUGCCACAUACGGGCUACGUUUACUACUCACAGAUCGUCCAGGAUACGGCGCCCGACUUACGACGCAAAGCUGCAAGGCUUGUUGCUGCCAAGUCAGUGCUAGCAGCGCGUGUAGAUGCCUGUCAUGAGAGCGUGCACGGCGAGAUUGGCCUGAAGUUUAAGGAGGACAUUGAGAAGAAACUGGACAAACUGCAGGAGCCGCCGCCGGUGAAGUUUAUCAAGCCGUUGCCAAAGCCCAUCGAGGGUAGCAAGAAGAAGCGAGGUGGCAAACGCGUGCGCAAGAUGAAGGAACGUUACGCGCUGACUGAAUUCCGCAAGCAGGCUAAUCGUAUGAACUUUGGCGAUAUCGAGGAGGACGCAUAUCAAGGAGAUCUGGGCUACUCGCGCGGCACCAUUGGCAAAACGGGCACUGGACGCAUUCGCUUGCCGCAGCUGGAUGAGAAGACAAAGGUGCGCAUUAGUAAGACGCUGCAGAAGAACCUACAAAAACAGCAGGUCUACGGCGGCAACACUACAGUAAAGCGUCAAAUCUCUGGAACAGCAUCCAGCGUAGCAUUUACCCCGUUGCAAGGUCUUGAAAUUGUUAAUCCACAGGCAGCCGAGAGAUCCCACACAGAAGCCAAGUAUUUCUCAAAUACAUCUGGUUUCCUGUCGGUAGGCAAGCGCACAACUUAAAACUACAAUAUAUAAUAUAUAUG
Messenger RNA from Drosophila hydei, 1661 nucleotides. It is a transcript of the gene Prp31, whose product is annotated as U4/U6 small nuclear ribonucleoprotein Prp31. Gene Ontology annotation, biological process: spliceosomal tri-snRNP complex assembly; mRNA splicing, via spliceosome. The coding region runs from base 127 to 1638 and encodes 503 amino acids. Gene Ontology annotation, cellular component: U4/U6 x U5 tri-snRNP complex; precatalytic spliceosome; U4 snRNP. The transcript is spliced from 3 exons. The record is from RefSeq and is a predicted model, not a curated record. NCBI's taxonomy places the organism in Eukaryota, Metazoa, Arthropoda, Insecta, Diptera, Drosophilidae.